Molecule: messenger RNA, 3630 nt
Organism: Pectinophora gossypiella (pink bollworm)
Lineage: Eukaryota; Metazoa; Arthropoda; Insecta; Lepidoptera; Gelechiidae
Product: apyrase-like
Exons: 12
Coding region: 163-1800 (545 amino acids)
Biological process (GO): AMP catabolic process
Cellular component (GO): plasma membrane
Molecular function (GO): 5'-nucleotidase activity; metal ion binding; nucleotide binding
Source: RefSeq, a predicted model, not a curated record
UUUCGUUCACCAUUCGUGUCUUACACUUUGGACUGAGCUCAUGUUUGCCUUUGCAUUUCUUAUUCAUAAUGCUAUUAUAAAUAAAAAUAAUAUUUCCCGCGGUAAAACGUUCCUUUCGGCUGGUGAAAAAUAAAAAAGUGUAGAAAAAAUAAAAGUGCAAAAAUGGCGCGAGUUUUGACAUUAAUUUAUUUUGUGUUUUUAGUGAUAAAUAUUGUUUCCGCUUUUGCCUUGCCUUUCGAAGGAUUGUUUAAGUUGGAUAUUAUUCAUUAUAAUGAUUUUCAUGCGAGGUUUGAAGAGACAUCAGUUGCAACACCAACGUGUCGGUUCAAUAACAACUCCUGUCUGGGCGGUCUACCACGCUUGGUGUAUGAGAUCCACACGCUGCUGAAAGAGAAGCCAGAUGCCCUCCUCCUGAACGCUGGGGACAGCUUCCAGGGCACAUACUGGUAUACGCUGCUUAAGUGGAACAUCACUAGCCAGUUCAUGAACUUGCUGCCACACGAUGCCCAUGCAAUUGGCAAUCAUGAGUUCGACGACGGCCCAGAGGGUCUAGCACCCUAUCUCUCGCACCUACUGGCGCCGGUCGUAGCAGCUAACAUGGACGUCUCCCGCGAGCCGGUACUCCAGGGCCUGUUCCAGCCACAUGUGGUGGUGGAGAGAAAGGGACGGAAGAUUGGCAUCAUCGGUCUCAUUACCCAGGACACCAAGAAACUAUCAUCACCAGGUAACGUGGAGUUCACUGACCCCGGAGAGGCCACGAAGCGAGAGGCUGAGCUGCUGACGCAGAAAGGAGUGGACAUCAUCAUCUUACUCUCCCAUUGUGGACUCGACAUUGAUAAGCAGCUAGCCCGCGACUACGGGCAGUACAUAGACGUCAUAAUCGGAGGGCACACACACUCCCUCCUGUGGAAUGGACCCUCACCCAGCAACGAGACUGUCGCCGGACCUUAUCCUAUCUUCAUUGAGAAUGCUGAUAGCAAGAAACAGGUGAUGAUAGUCCAGGCAUCAGCGUUCACCAAGUACAUGGGAAAUCUGUCAUUGUACUUCGACUUCAGGGGACACUAUGUCAAGUAUGAAGGAGGGCCCAUAUUCCUGGACCGGUCUAUACCUGAGGACGAGGAAAUCAAAGCCAAGCUAGCGCCAUACGCCCAGAGGGUCCACGAGGCAGAGAAUGUUCCAGUAGGAGAGAUCACAUCGACCCUGACGUCUGAUGACUGCGUCUACGGAGAGUGUGCGCUGGGAGACAUGCUGGUGGACGCGUUCAAUGACCUGGGCAAAGCAACAAUUCAGAGUACAAAAGCUUUCUUGUCAUUCAUCCAGCGCGGUAACAUCAAAUCCACACUGCUGGAAGGAACUAUAACCAAAGGCGAGAUCUUCGAGUUGCUGCCAUACAACGACCGUAUAGAGACUUUCGAGCUCCAAGGGAAAUACGUGCUGGACGCUUUGGAGCGCAGUGUCAAAGGAGCUUGGGACUAUCACCCGUUUAAAGGACCCUGGGUUUUACAAGUCUCAGGUCUCCAAGUUACCUACAACAUCUCCCAGCCAGAAGGCAGCCGUGUGACGUCAGUGUUGAUACAGCACGAGCCUGAUAAGCAGCCGCAGCCGUUCCACAUGGACACACUCUACCAGGUCACUGCGCCCGCAUACCUCGCAGAUGGAGGUGAUGGAUUCACUAUGUUCAAGGAAGGCAAACACAACGUGCAAGUGAUAGGUCGUGAUCAGAGCUGCGUGGAAGCAUACAUCAAGAAACAUUCUCCACUCAACGUUACCACUGAUGGACGAAUAAAAAUUAAUGCCUAGUUUAUCUCAAUAUUGCUGCUGACUCCUUCAGGCAAGAUACGGUAUUUAGCUAAGAUUACGGUUUAAAGUCAAAAAUCUGAUUUGUAUUCUGACGGUACAUUUUAGUUGACGCAAAAAGAAGUUUGUGACUACAACCUUUUUUAAACACGUAGAUUUAGAUAUAUUGCAAUGCAUAAGUUACCAUAAAAUCUAAAUGGCUGUGUUAGUUAUAUUAAUUAGGUACAUUUUUAUUGUAAAAAGUAACAUUUCACGCUUCUAAGAAAUACUUAUUACUAUGUAUAGAACGGCAACUUUCCGCUCCCCACCAGCGGCUGAGCUAGGUUUACCUCACCCCCGGUCUUACUUUAGUCUUCAAUCGUAUGAGUGUCAGACGUCACACACACAGAUGCGCGUGUAUGAUAAGGUCAAUGUGCAAUGUCUGUGUAAAACGAGGUGUUUUGUAUGAAGUGCCCGGGGUGCGCUAAAGGGAAAAAUCCCGGUUUUAUUGAGUUUUAUCGAUCAUUUUUAUAUAUCUAAUGAAAAUAUAUCUACGUUUGUGGGCGCCUUGACUUAUUGUGAAAACCAUUUAAACGCCUUUUCGAAAAAUUACAUUCUAAUGUGAUUUUUGUUAGCAAACCCUCGCAAUUUGCCCAGUCAAAAAAAUAUAGUUUCAACUUACUACCGGUAAGAAGAAGUUCGUAUCGUAUCGAAGAAAAUCACAAUAGUAUGACUCCGCGACUUGUGCCGAGUGAGGCCCCUUUUAUUUCAAAACGUCCACCACCGCCUUAUGAUCAUUUCAAAUUCAAAUUAUUUAUUUCAGAUUAUUAUCCAUAAUUAUAAGUACAUUAGAUUAGAUUCCAUUAUUAAAAUUAAAAAUAAAUAAAAUUUAAUAAUUAAAUUAUAUAAAAUAAAAUUAAAAUUAUUAAUGUCCUAAUAAAUAAAAUAAAAUUAAUAUUAUUAAUAAAAAUGAAAUAAAAUACAUUGGUGCCCAUUCGGGUGCACACAAACUUAACCCAAUUUUAGUUCGACAGCUCUUAAAUAAAUGAGUGGCGUCCGUCCUGCACUUACAUCCUUUAUGCUUUGCUGUAAUUGUUUUGUGAAAAUUUUAAGAUAUGUUAUUGUCUUGUUUUGUGUUUUUGCGACAAUGUGAUCUUUCGAAAGGCUCUUACGUGGUUUUCGCUAUAAGGCGACGAUGUUCUGGCUGAUUUUACAAAUUGCUGCAAUGGUGCUAAUUCCUGUAAAUACUUACCAUCUUAUUUUAUUUUAAGUUAUAUCUGUCAUUUUCUUAUCUGCCGAAAAGGAAAGGGACGGGUAAUCGACAAGCAUAAAAUUUAUGGAACACACGUCAAUUUUAAGCACAAAUCUAAAACAACUGUCUAAAAAUUUUACAUUGGCCAAUAACCCGCCAGAAUUAUGUUGACAGCACACGUCAAACGGUUUGCACACCAGCGAGAUACCUUUUUGAUUCGGCCGGGUUAUUCAUUCAUUUACUCAUUCUUUCUAAAAUUAAGAGCUGUCAAACAUGCGUCCCUUUCCUUUUCUGCGGAUAGGAAAAUGACAGGUAUAACUUAAAGUAAAAUUAGGAGGUGUCUGCAGGAAUCGGGGCCAUUAUUAUGCUAAAAUAAUUAGUGUCUUAAAAGUGUAAGAUUCGCAAAAAAAAUCAUACGUCAGUUAGUAAUAUCAGCAACAAUAUGCAAUUUUAUUGUAGUCUUAGUCUUCUCCAACGAAUAUACAAUAUUUUGUAUGAGACUUAUCAGUAUAAUUAUAUACAAAUUAUUAUAAUUUUAUUUUAUAAAAUAUAUUUAAGAUGUGAUUUUAUUUGUUAAGUACAAAUAAAUGUUGUAGUAGGUA